This is a messenger RNA of Talaromyces rugulosus, 1380 nucleotides long. RefSeq lists its product as uncharacterized. Gene Ontology annotation, cellular component: Golgi apparatus; TRAPP complex. The record is from RefSeq and is a predicted model, not a curated record. Gene Ontology annotation, molecular function: protein binding. The coding region runs from base 1 to 1380 and encodes 459 amino acids. The transcript is spliced from 4 exons. Lineage: Eukaryota; Fungi; Ascomycota; Eurotiomycetes; Eurotiales; Trichocomaceae.
AUGGCAAAUAGACAGGAUUUAAAGCACCAGCGCAGUACCUCAUCAAGGUCUUCGCGCCCACGAACAUCAACAAAAGGACCGUUGGAUUUAGUUGACGACGACCCUCUCUCAUCCGACGAGCCACUAUCUCCAAGGUCGCCUCAAAAGUCUCAAGCCCGGACUAGCGAUGUUGGCCGUUUGUCGCCAUCUAAUCCCUUGGACUUGGGCUCACUAAGCAUCGAGAUUGAUAGCAUAUUUGAGUCUCAAAGUCUUUCUUCAACUACCAAGGACCUAUCGUUCCUCCUACGCCCAGAGAUCUAUCAUCCUCUAUCUCAACUUGAGAUCCCGCCUGUGUUUCGCUCACCUUUUUACAGUCCUAAUAUAGAAGAACCUAUCGAGGUCUCACUCGGUGCUCUCAAUGGAUUCCUCGCAAAAGGCCAUUUUCUUCUUGCCGCGCAUCUAAGUGCAAUACUUUUGACUUCGCCGAGCAUGCGGCCUUCAGACUCCAAGACAAUAUUCACCUUACUCUACACCCGUUUAGCGUGUCUCGAGCUGACCGGAAAUACUGCGCUGGCGGCACAAGAGUCGAAGGCAUUGGAAGAUCUCCAUUCGACCUUUUACUAUGUGGAUACCGACCUAGAAGCCGCCGGCGAUGCGGUGCCUCAGGUACAAAAGAAGAAUUCCUAUCAUAUCGUACCAUGGCCGCUCCGGGUUCUUGCGGUCCGACUACAGAGUAUUGGUUUUGGGGACCCCCGUCGAGGCAUCACUGGCUUGUACGAGCUUGGCUUCGAGGCGCGACAAGAGAUCAUGCGACCUGGCUUGGAUAAGUCCAAAAGGCAAAUAUGGCAGGAAAGGCUGCUAGACCUCGGAGUUCGAAGUGUCAAUGCACUUGUCGAAAUGAACGACCUGGAUGCCGCGCAACGUUCUCUGAAUAGUCUUGGAUUUGGCGAUAGCGAUAGCAUCAAACUAAGAGCUGCCCUUUUGGCUCUGCGGAUCGGAGAUGUCACUGCCGCCAAGGAAAUUUUGAGCAAAUCCGAUGCCCUGCAAGAGGGUAUUUUGAAACCUUUGACAAGCAUGGCCGAUGGUCGCUACGACGAUGCUAUUUCUGAAUGGAGGGCACUGCUCGAGAACCCGAUCAAGUCCAACGAGCCGAUGAUUGUACAAAAUCUUGCCGUGUGCCUUCUUUACACGGGUCAAUUGAACGAAGCCCGAUCGCUUUUAGAAUCUCUCAUUUCUGCGAAUCAUUCAUUCCGCAGUCUCACUUUCAACCUCGCAACCAUAUAUGAGCUUUGCUCCGACAAGUCGCGCGACUUGAAAACUCAAUUAGCGGACACGGUUUUCCAGCAAACUCAUUCUGGCGAGACAAACCUAGACCGGGCAACGUCGGAUUUCAAGUUGUGA